AUGCCCAUCGAAGAUCCUGCCCAGGGCCCUGGCCCUGCCUCGCCCUCUGUACCCCAAGCCACUAGCGGCCACUGGCUAUACAAUAUUACUCUGUCCGACGAAACGAAGAACAUGAUCUCCGGCUUGUAUGAUAGUGCCCUCGCUCUGUAUGGGUACAUCACUAGUCUUGCUCUCAGGAUUGGGACUCGACGGGAGCGGGAGGAACGCGUCAACAAUAACAGCACGACUCCAUUGAUGGCGAUGCUCAUUAUCGGGGCCCUGAUCCUCAUCGUGGUGCCAGGUCUCGUUCUAGGUUUCGCAACGGGGCAGGUACAGUGGGGAAUCGCACUCUCUGGCGCUAUCAGUACGGUUGUCGGUGUCUUCGCAGGUCUUUGCUAUCACCUCACCACGCGCAACUGA
This is a messenger RNA of Diaporthe amygdali, 399 nucleotides long. RefSeq lists its product as uncharacterized. Lineage: Eukaryota; Fungi; Ascomycota; Sordariomycetes; Diaporthales; Diaporthaceae. The record is from RefSeq and is a predicted model, not a curated record. Bases 1 to 399 code for a protein of 132 amino acids. The transcript has 2 exons.